AUGGAACUUCUGGAAAACUGGGGUGCACCGGAUUGUAUUGGUCUGACUGGUCUAGAAUUUCUCGGACCACAUGGGAUCAUUUUGGAGCAUUUGGACUGUAAUGUUACCGCAUCCGUUGCUUCACAAAUCGCCCACAGGUAUAGAUCUUUACUGCAAAUAUGUUAG
Messenger RNA from Gongylonema pulchrum, 165 nucleotides. The record is from the annotation of a GenBank genome assembly. NCBI's taxonomy places the organism in Eukaryota, Metazoa, Nematoda, Chromadorea, Rhabditida, Gongylonematidae.